Messenger RNA from Lotus japonicus, 1161 nucleotides. RefSeq names its product axial regulator YABBY 1. Gene Ontology annotation, biological process: polarity specification of adaxial/abaxial axis; cell fate commitment; regulation of leaf development. The record is from RefSeq and is a predicted model, not a curated record. Gene Ontology annotation, cellular component: nucleus. The transcript has 7 exons. Lineage: Eukaryota; Viridiplantae; Streptophyta; Magnoliopsida; Fabales; Fabaceae. Bases 262 to 927 code for a protein of 221 amino acids.
GACUUUCUAGGUGUAUUCUCUCCUUUAUUACAUAAGUGGCAUCAAUCUCUCACCCUGUCUCUCUUUUCCCUUUCUUUCUCUCUUUUAUCUCCCUCCCUAAACAGUAACUCAACAAUCAAGACGAUCAGAUCCAUAGGAAGUUUAUCUGUCUAUCACCCAAAACUCUACUGAUCAGUCAAUCCCAUCAAUCAAAUCAAAUCACCCAAAUCCAAAGAAUCAGAAAAAAGAAAGAAUCUAACAAAAAGAGAAAUAUCAUCCAUCAUGUCCGCCUCAUCCACUUCCUUUUCACCGGACCAGCUGCAGCAGCAGCAGCACCACCUCUCUCCCUCCGACCAGCUCUGCUAUGUCCAUUGCAACUUCUGUGACACUGUCCUCGCGGUGAGUGUUCCUUGCACCAGUUUGUUCAAGACUGUCACUGUGAGAUGCGGCCAUUGCUCCAACCUUCUCUCUGUGAACAUGCGUGGGCCGCUUCUUCCUGCUGCAAAUCAACUUCACCUUGCUCACUCCUUCUUCACUCCUCAAAAUAUUCUGGAGGAGAUUAGAAAUGGACCUUCAACAAACAUGAUGAUGAAUCAGCUGCCAAACCAAAAUGACUUGGUCAUGAGCACCAUGCGAGGAGGGCAUGAAGAAAUCCCUAAGCCUCCACCAGCUAACAGACCUCCAGAGAAGAGACAGAGAGUUCCAUCUGCUUACAACCGCUUCAUCAAGGAUGAGAUCCAACGUAUCAAAGCUGGGAAUCCUGAUAUCAGCCACAGAGAGGCUUUUAGUGCUGCUGCAAAGAAUUGGGCCCAUUUUCCACACAUUCAUUUCGGACUUAUGCCUGACCAUCAACCCGUGAAGAAAGCUAAUGUCCGUCAGGACGCAGAGGACGUGCUUUUGAAAGAUGGGUUUUUCGCACCGGCAAAUGUAGGUGUCUCUCCCUACUAGACGUGUUUGUUUCUAGGGCUUUGAGUUUUACUUAAUCACUCUCUUUCUCAUAUAAGUGUUUUGUACUAAGACUUUGUCUUAUGCAUAUCAAUGUUGUGCACUUGUGUUUGUACUUGUUAGUGUUAAAAGUUGUUGGUCUAUGUUAUAAUGAAUGGUUGGAUGGUGUUCUGCCAAACUUAACUAGAUCAGUUCGUCUGAAAACAUUGAAGUCAAGAUGGCAUGUUUUAUGUUGAA